CGGCAGUGAAUCGAUAUGAUUGCGGAUGAUAUCGAUGCUAGUUGAAUCGCUCGGUGCUCUACUGAUGAUGCCUGUAUUCACCACACGUGGGGCAUGCGCAAACAUGGCGGCGCCCAGUGGAGAUGUUGAAAUCGCCACUAAAAAGCCGACAGUGAAAGGCCCGAGGAGGGUUGCGAAUCAGAUUCCUGAUGAGAUUCUCAAAGACCCUGAGCUUCAAGAGGCAGUUAGUGUUCUGCCUUCCAACUACAAUUUUGAGAUCCACAAAACAAUAUGGAGAGUGAGACAGGCGAAAGCUAAAAGAGUGGCUUUGCAGCUUCCAGAGGGGCUACAGAUGUUUGCCUGUGUGAUCGCUGACAUUAUCGAGAGGUUUACAGGAGCUGAUACACUGGUUAUGGGUGAUGUGACGUACGGAGCCUGCUGUGUAGACGAUUUCACUGCCCGCGCUCUCGGAGCUGACUUCAUGGUUCACUACGGACACAGCUGCCUGAUUCCCAUAGAUGCCACGGCAGGGAUCAAGAUGCUCUAUGUGUUUGUGGACAUCCAGGUGGACACAGCUCACUUCCUGGACACACUCCGGUUCAAUUUCCCCCCAGGACACUCCCUCGCUCUCGUCAGCACCAUCCAGUUUGUGGCAGCACUACAGGCGGUCAGUGCAGAGCUGAGGCCGGAUUACCAGGUUCUUGUGCCUCAAUGUCGGCCGCUGUCUCCGGGAGAGAUCCUGGGCUGCACCUCCCCUCACCUUGAUAAGCACGUCAAUGCCAUCAUAUACCUUGGGGAUGGAAGAUUUCACUUAGAAUCAAUCAUGAUCGCCAAUCCAGAUGUCCCAGCUUACAGGUAUGAUCCGUACAAUAAGGUUUUCUCUCGGGAGCAUUAUGACCACAAGGCCAUGCGCACCAACAGAAUGCAGGCCAUAGAGACAGCACGCUCUGCCCAGAGAUGGGGUCUGAUUCUGGGCACGCUGGGUCGCCAAGGAAAUCCCAAAAUCUUAGAGCAUUUGGAGGAGAAACUGAAGGCACUUGGCAGGUCAUUCACCAGGGUGCUCCUUUCGGAGAUCUUCCCGAGCAAGUUGGCGCUGAUGAAAGACGUUGACGCAUGGGUACAGAUCGCAUGUCCUCGACUGUCAAUCGAUUGGGGCACGGCAUUCUCCAAGCCUCUGCUGUCUCCCUAUGAGGCAACAGUGGCUCUGCAGCAGACACGAUGGCAGGAGGUGUAUCCCAUGGACUUCUACUCCAAUCAGAGCCUGGGGCCUUGGACCCCUAAUCACCCAGACAACCAGCCCCAGCGGCCCACACGCAAACAGAAGAAGGCAGACUCACACUGUGAGCGCACGGUCCCCUGUGGCUGCCAGCCCGAAUGAACAGCACGCUCACACAGCAGCAGCCAAUCAGUGCUCAGCCUUGCCGUCUGCGGGAAACAGCCAAUCACAGGCCUGCGUGCGCCUCUGUUGUCAGAGCAGUGGGGAUAUGGGCACACACAAAGCACUACACCAAAUCCGCCCCUCUCAGAAUACAGCAGAGAGUGGUUCUGUGUGCCGGUGUGUCUGUGUGUGUGUGCGUUUGUAUGUGUGUGUGUGUGUGUGUGUGUGUGAGAGAGAGAGAGAGAGAGAGAGAGAGAGAGAGAGAGAGAGAGAAGGAUAGCAAUGACCCUCAGAGCACAUUGUUUGUUUCAUAUUGCAGCAUGUGGGUGGCUUGUUAAAUGUAAUCUUCUUGUCUCUGUCCUAGAAAGAUCCUGCCAGACACUUUACAUUGUUGACCUUCAUCCAUUUGAUUGAAAGGAAAAAUUGCAUUGCUCUGAGCAAAACAAUACACUUUUCCCUUUUAGUUCCGUCAUCCAUGGUUGUGUGACACAAAUUGCAGAGCGUGUCAAAGCAUGUUGCAUUAUGUGCUUUUUACCAAACACAAUAUUUCAUGUCCAAAUCCAAAUUAAAUAUUGGAACUGCC
Tachysurus fulvidraco (yellow catfish) is the source of this 1940-nucleotide messenger RNA. It is a transcript of the gene dph1, whose product is annotated as diphthamide biosynthesis 1. Gene Ontology annotation, biological process: protein histidyl modification to diphthamide. The coding region runs from base 26 to 1357 and encodes 443 amino acids. The transcript is spliced from 12 exons. Gene Ontology annotation, molecular function: 2-(3-amino-3-carboxypropyl)histidine synthase activity. The record is from RefSeq and is a predicted model, not a curated record. Lineage: Eukaryota; Metazoa; Chordata; Actinopteri; Siluriformes; Bagridae.